GGGAGGGGUGACUGGGGCGGGUGGCAGUGGGGGAAGAGCCCAGUAACAGGGCGACUCUUGGUAGGAGGCAGUGAUGGGUGGAGGGCCCAGGAUGCUGGGGAGGCAACGGGGUCGUGCCAUGAAGGGAUCCCGUGCCAUGAAGGAUGCCCGCUGGCCGGGCAAAGUCAGGGAGACUCUGCCACCAGAAAUGAGGGCAGCGCUGAGUGAUGGGGACUCUGGCCAUAAAGAAGGAAAAUUCUGCAUGGCUGGGAAAGCAUUUGGGGGGGUCUUGUGGAUGCUUCCCUGUUUGGUUUCCACAUGACGUCAUUUCUCUUUCCAGCCCAGGGGCCUCCCAGAUGCCUGGAGCAGAAAGAACGUGCUGGUGGCGGGCAUCACUCCGGGCAAGAGCUGAGGACAAAGCACUGAAGGAAAGCCUGGCUCCAAACCCCGCCGUGCAUCAGCGCUGGAGGCCCGCCCAGGCCCAGAUCAGUGGAGGGCAGCUACGGGGAAUGAGGUCAAGUUUCGUCUAGUUGCACGGUGUCCUUUCACGCAGGGCACCAGAGAUACCUUUCCGAGUUAAGUGGGUCAAGCCAUGGUGUCAGAAUCACAGUAGACCCCCGGCAAGUCCCCCCAAGGUGUCUUUCCAGAAUGCUCAGAGGCUCCUCUCAAGUUUCCUCGCGAUGCAGUCGUCCUGAGGGUGUUGCCUACAAAGGGCCUGGAUUCCUCCUUUUUGCCACGGAGUUCGAUAAGGGAUCCCGAAACCCAACAACCGAAAAAGUCAGUUAGCGCACUUAGCAUAAGGCAGCAGGCAGCUGUCCACGCCACGCGAGGUCUGGCUCAGAGAGGCCCAGUGUGCAGGAGCCCAGGAGGGGAGUUUGCGGCCAGGGAUGAGUGGCCGCGUGCCGCUGGCGGAGAAGGCCCUGUCUGAGAGCUAUGCCCGGCUCCGGUACCGGGACACCUCCUUGCUCAUCUGGCAGCAGCAGCAGCAGAAACUGGAAUCCGUGCCCCCCGGGACAUACCUGAGCAGGAGCCGAAGCAUGUGGUACUCCCAGUACGGAAACGAGGCCAUCCUGGUCCGGGACAGAAACAAGCUUGAGGUCUCCCGGGACACGGGCCAGUCCAAGUUUUGUACGGUCAUGUAACUCCAGCCUGAAGACCGGGGCCCAGGCACCAGGCUGGGGGGAGAGCAGGCCACGUUUCGUUCAGGGGCCUUGGUGAUUUCCAGUCCUUACUGGGAGAUGGCGAACAGUGAGCGCGAAGACGAAGCCGGGCCGGUGGCGCCCAAGCCCUCUCUCACGGG
This is a messenger RNA of Lynx canadensis (Canada lynx), 1279 nucleotides long. RefSeq names its product BRD3 opposite strand (gene BRD3OS). The coding region runs from base 867 to 1121 and encodes 84 amino acids. The transcript is spliced from 3 exons. The record is from RefSeq and is a predicted model, not a curated record. NCBI's taxonomy places the organism in Eukaryota, Metazoa, Chordata, Mammalia, Carnivora, Felidae.